Messenger RNA from Bactrocera dorsalis (oriental fruit fly), 2898 nucleotides. It is a transcript of the gene nerfin-2, whose product is annotated as zinc finger protein with KRAB and SCAN domains 8. Gene Ontology annotation, biological process: regulation of cell cycle process; neuron differentiation; negative regulation of transcription by RNA polymerase II. Lineage: Eukaryota; Metazoa; Arthropoda; Insecta; Diptera; Tephritidae. The record is from RefSeq and is a predicted model, not a curated record. The transcript has 4 exons. Bases 301 to 2478 code for a protein of 725 amino acids. Gene Ontology annotation, cellular component: nucleus; transcription repressor complex. Gene Ontology annotation, molecular function: DNA-binding transcription repressor activity, RNA polymerase II-specific; RNA polymerase II cis-regulatory region sequence-specific DNA binding.
GACCCAAACGUACGCAAUAUUGGUGGCAAUCAGUUUACUUUGACGGGCGCUCGCAUGCGGUACUACUAUUCUGACGGCGCGAUAAAACAGUGCAAAAGUUUCUUGAGUACUAAAAAAUACUUUUGUGAAAGCUGCUGUUGAGAAAAGUGUUUUUGCGCUGAAACUGAAUACUGAUUUAAAUUUGAAUUGUUUGCUGAGUAAUUUUUGAAAACUAGCAGGAAUUCGUGGAGUAAUGACGUUCAGUGCGAUUUCCGAGUGAAAAUAUCCUGCAUUAAAAAACUGAGCAAAGAAAAACGAAAAAUGUUGAACGAACAAUAUACGGAAUGCAAAGUUCUGCCCAACAUCAAUGAAACAUUUCCCCAAUUUGGUCGAUCAAUUGCCACACUGCUCUCGCCACUUGACUUAUCGCUGCGCGCCGCCAAUCUAAUACCGAUUACGCCACCCUCAACACCCUCACCGCCGCGAAAGCGUCAAAGAUUAAUGUCAGACGAGAAUUACCUUUGGCGACCGCACGCCAUGGGAACAAAUCAACAAACACCGUUAACACCGUUGCUAUCAGCAACUGGCAGACCCUCAUCCACACACACAGCCAAGGAAGAUAGUGCUGGUAGCAAUUACCUAGCUCAACUACCGUUAGUGUACAACUGUCGCCACGACGAAUAUCCGAUGCAGCACACAACAUCCUCUGGAAGAUAUAAAAACAAUUUACACGAUAUGAGGAGUAGCUUUGAAGAAAUUCCAGAAAGUCAAGCAACCACAAUACCAACCAUACCGCACGAAGCAAGAUUACAGCAGCACGAACCACAACAACAACUGAAUGAAGUGCAGCGGUCGCCACAACAAAGCCCAUUGCCCAUUAUAUGCGUGGACGAUGAAACGAUUGUCUUGACCGAGGAUGAAGAGGAAACACUUGUCAGUUCACACGAUUACAACGAGGAAAUAGACGACGAAGACGAGGACGAAGAUGAAGAAGCUGCGGCUGUGCUGGCAAACAGGAUGGCUGACUUCAGAGCCACAACAACGGUGUACGCGGAUGCCAGCAGUAAUGAAAGUCAGAACCGUUGUGCGAGAGAAAGCAUUGAUAAUGAGGAUAUGGAGACGGCAGAUGACGAAGAGGAGUAUGUCGAUAUACUGAGCAACGACGACGACGACUUAAAUCCGCUCAAUAGCGCCAAUUUCACACAGCGUCUGCAGUGUCAAGAACUGGAGGAGGAGAUUGCAAAGUCCGGCAAAGCUUUGACACGCAACAAACUCGUCUACGACAAUGAGGAGUUACAUCAUCGCGCCAUCGACGGUUUGGCGAAAUUAUUCGAAAAAGACUUUCAAGUACCUCAUGCGGAGAAGAGGCAAGAUAGUAAUUUACUGACUAGAAAACAAACAAAUACCAUAUUGACAGCAAUAAAUGAGGCGGACUUGAGUGAACCCAAUAGAGCGCUACAUGUGGAAAAGCCACCAGCGAAAGCUAAUACUUUUGGACGAACACAUCAGCAACGUUCGCAUAAAUCGGAGCGAAAACGCAUGAAACUGCGAAAGCAUCAUCAGAUGCUCGAUGAGGAGACCAUCAGUCCCGUCUCGGGCACCAUUAUACGAAAGUUGCGCGACGACGAAGAGUUGGUGGUGCGCAAAGGUGACAUUGAUCCGGCUUUCAAUGUGGUCGAAAUCACCGAAGAAGCUAAGGCGAUUUUGGCCAGCAUCGACAACAAAAUCGGCGAUUACUUAUGCCAGCUGUGCCGUACGCUGUACGAUGACGCAUUCCAGCUGGCACAACACCGUUGUCCACGCAUCGUACAUAUCGAGUACAAGUGUUCGGAGUGCGAAAAGGUCUUCAAUUGUCCCGCUAAUUUGGCUUCCCAUCGUCGUUGGCAUAAGCCGAAGUCGGAGUUAAUGGCGAGCAGCGGGCAGAGCAAGAAGCGACACUUGAACGAACCAACAGCAGCGGCGGCUGGUAUGCGGUAUGAGAAGGUGAAUCUCGCUGACGACGGGCAGGAGGGUGUCUAUCCUUGCACACAGUGCGGCAAGCAUUUCCGACGCCAUGCUUAUCUGAAAAAACAUCAAGCUUCGCAUCAGAUUUUGGAGAAUCUCAAAUCGUUGGACAUCUUCAAAAAUUCCAACGCAAUUGCAAACCCAGUGUUCCCACAUUCAAUGCAGCAAUCGAAAAACCAUUUCCCCUUCAACAACGCGACGGCUACAGUACCAGCGCCACGCGCAUCACACACACCAGCAUCACAGCAUUUUGGCGUCGCUCAUCCGCACACGAUCAAACCUUAUCCGCAGCGUUUCAAUCUAUUUCCCUUCCCAGCCUUUGACCAACGACGCUUCUACUCACUAGGUGAAUUGUAUCUCUCCCAGCACUUGGAUCACUCUUCCGCUUUCCAGUAUGUGCAGGCGAAUCAUUUGCGUAAUCUAACAGCCGCAGCGGGAGCCUUCGCACCACGCCCACCACAUGUACCGCCGCCCACCGCCUUAAUUGCAAAAUGACCCAACAUUGUGCGCCCUGUGCCGCGCAUCGCACUCGGUACCACUGUAACGACAACAACAACGCUGAGUAGAGAAUUGCCCCAGUUGCCGACGGCAGCGGUCGGACCACCGCCGAAUGGUUUGAAUGCGGUUCCACGACAUUUCAGUUGGCUACCGGCCGCAACAACAACACGAGAAACGACAACGGCAGGCACGGCAGCUAUAGCGGUACCCUUAACGGCAUAUGAUGGAAAUAUUUAGAGGUGUUGCGUAAGUGUUAAAUAAUGUGGACACGUUUUAGAUAGUUUUGAAUUUUAGAUUUUUUCCUUAGCUAAAUAAAAUAUAUACACAAAUACAUAUGUACUCAGACGAGUAUUUAUUGUAAUAAUCAUUAAUUUUUCCGAAUUAAUAAAAACUGCAAAUAUGUAUAAUUGUAUACAA